Messenger RNA from Cordyceps militaris CM01, 603 nucleotides. RefSeq lists its product as uncharacterized. The transcript has a single exon. The coding region runs from base 1 to 603 and encodes 200 amino acids. The record is from RefSeq and is a predicted model, not a curated record. NCBI's taxonomy places the organism in Eukaryota, Fungi, Ascomycota, Sordariomycetes, Hypocreales, Cordycipitaceae.
AUGCAGACUUCUGUUCUUGUAGCCGCCGUCGUGGUCGCCGCCUCGGCCGCCUCGGCCCGCAAUAUUCCCGAGCCGGCCGCGCAGCAGCUCAAAUCCAUUAACAUUGACAAUGGCAUUGAUACCAGCAGCACCAUCACCACCACGGCCACGGCCACGGCCACUGCCACUGCCACUGCCACUGCUACUGCUACUGCUACUGCUACUGCCACUGACACUGCCACUGCCACCACCACCGUCACCAAGACCAAGACCAAGACCAAGGGCAAGAACAAGACCAAGCACAAGACCAAGACCAAGGGCAAGAUCCAGACCCAGACUUCUGCCACUGAGUCGUUGACCACGCUUUCCGACUGGGUUUGGAAGCAUAAGCCCACCAGCAGCAGCAGCAGCAGCGACAGCCCCACCACCACCGUCACUGUCACCGCCACCACCACCGAAACCAUGACUCUGGCCAAGAUGGAGCCAGAGCUGGAAAAGGUGUCUCUGGCGUCCCGGACCAAGAUUGUGAAGACGCCCGUCACCUUGCAGACAUCGAUCUCCGCGCCGGCCACCACCACCACCAAGCCAAAGCCAAAGGGCACGAGCUGGCAGGACUUUGCUUGA